Molecule: messenger RNA, 531 nt
Organism: Guillardia theta CCMP2712
Lineage: Eukaryota; Cryptophyceae; Pyrenomonadales; Geminigeraceae
Exons: 2
Coding region: 1-531 (176 amino acids)
Source: RefSeq, a predicted model, not a curated record
AUGGUUGCAGGACUUGCCUGCAUGGCGUCGUGUCUUUUCCUUGUUAUCUUUUGUUCUCAUCACAGCCACCAAGCGCGUCUACUUAUGCAGAGCUUGAAGCUCUUCAAAGUGGAAGUGAAGGCCCCGCCAAGCUGCUGCGGAUCGACUCCUGCUUCCUACUCCUCAUCGCCCUCUUCUUCUGUGCAGAUGACGGACGGAGGCACCCAGCAGAUCAACAUGGUUGGCUUCACGGACAAGGGCAUGGGGUACAUCCAAUACCGGGGAUGGGGGCAUGGUGAGGAAGGCGAUGAGGAAGGCAGGAAGAAGACUCACCGAGUCAACCUCGCGCGCCUCCGACAUGAGCAACACCGGCAAGUGAGCAAGGAGCAGGUUGAUAAGAUCAACUCGCUCAAGCGGCGGGUGAGCAAGGACGACGGAGAGAUCACGAGCCUCAAGGGAGAGCUCUGGACCCUCUCGUCCAGUAUCCUCCCAAGAAUCGAAGAAGAAGUUUCGGAGCUCAGAAAGCAAGUGAAACAGAUCAAGAGGAAGUAA